GGGAGAGGGGGCAGCGCGGUCGAGAGCGCGCGUGCGCGGGGCCGCGCUAGAGGCGGCGGCGGCGCCAGGGGCGGGAGCGCGCGCAGGAGCUAGAACGCCGUGGUCUCCGCGCCGGCCGGGGUCCGCAGCUCGGUGAUCGGGUGGCUGGGGCGGGGGGAGGGGGGCCCAGGCAGGUGGGGCGGAAAGCGAUGAGUCCUCGGCGCCUCCUCCGCCUCCCGCGGGCCCCCGCUCUCUGCCUCCCGCUCCGACGCCCGGAUGAUCUGAGCCGCGAGGGCUCCGAGAGCCGGGGGCCCGGACCCAGCCCGGCUCCUCCCCUCCUCCGCCCGGGCCCGGCCGCCGUCGCGGGACCCCGUGCCCGGCCGCCGUCGCUACCGCCACCCCGGCCGACUGAGGGACCCGCCCGCCCGCGGCUGCUCCCGGACCUAAAGGAUCAAGUCAUAAUGGGAGCAUUUUUAGACAAGCCAAAGAUGGAAAAGCAUAAUGCCCAGGGGCAGGGGAAUGGGUUGCGAUACGGCCUAAGCAGCAUGCAAGGUUGGCGAGUUGAAAUGGAGGAUGCACAUACUGCUGUGAUCGGUUUGCCAAGUGGACUUGAGACAUGGUCAUUCUUUGCUGUAUAUGAUGGGCAUGCUGGUUCUCAGGUUGCCAAAUACUGCUGUGAGCACUUGUUAGAUCACAUCACCAAUAACCAGGAUUUUAAAGGGUCUGCAGGAGCACCUUCUGUGGAAAACGUAAAGAAUGGAAUCAGAACAGGUUUUCUGGAGAUUGAUGAACACAUGAGAGUUAUGUCAGAGAAGAAACAUGGUGCAGAUAGAAGUGGGUCAACAGCUGUGGGUGUCUUAAUUUCUCCCCAACAUACUUAUUUCAUUAACUGUGGAGACUCGAGAGGUUUACUUUGUAGGAAUAGAAAAGUUCACUUCUUCACACAAGACCAUAAACCAAGUAAUCCCCUGGAAAAAGAACGAAUUCAGAAUGCAGGGGGCUCCGUGAUGAUUCAGCGUGUCAACGGCUCUCUGGCUGUAUCAAGGGCCCUUGGGGAUUUCGAUUACAAAUGUGUCCAUGGAAAAGGUCCCACAGAGCAGCUUGUCUCACCAGAGCCCGAAGUCCACGAUAUUGAAAGGUCUGAAGAAGAUGAUCAGUUCAUCAUUCUUGCAUGUGAUGGUAUCUGGGAUGUCAUGGGAAACGAAGAGCUCUGUGACUUUGUGAGAUCCAGACUUGAAGUCACUGAUGACCUUGAGAAAGUUUGCAAUGAAGUAGUCGACACCUGUUUGUAUAAGGGAAGCCGGGACAACAUGAGUGUCAUUUUGAUCUGUUUCCCAAGUGCACCUAAAGUCUCAGCAGAAGCCGUGAAGAAGGAGGCAGAGCUGGACAAGUACCUGGAAAGCAGAGUAGAAGAAAUCAUAAAGAAGCAGGGGGAAGGCGUCCCUGACUUAGUCCAUGUGAUGCGCACGCUAGCCAGUGAGAACAUCCCCAGCCUCCCACCAGGGGGUGAAUUGGCAAGCAAGCGGAAUGUAAUUGAAGCCGUUUACAAUAGACUGAACCCUUACAAAAAUGACGACACUGAUUCUGCAUCAACUGAUGAUAUGUGGUAAAGCCGCUCACUAGCCAUGGGUUCACCUUUGCCUCCAAAGGAGAAAUCAGCCCAUCCUUGCCGAGCCUUUAACAUCCAUCAUCGACUCUAAGGAGGGUCCGACGCGGCUGAGGGACUACAGCUUCAGCGAUGGAACAGCUAGCCCAGAAUGGAUUUUUUUUUUUUUUUUAAAUUGUAAAUUUGAGACUUAUGUAAACGUGAUUUCAAGCCGUAAUUCAUGUUGUAAAUCAGACUCCAGCAAUUUUUGUUGUAUGAUUUUGGUUUUUGUAAAGUGUAAUUGUCCUUGUACAAAGUGCUCAUAUUUAAUUAUGAACUGCUUUAAAAUCACUAUCAAUGAUAAAGGCAAUUUGGCUUGUUGUGUGACACAACAGAAAUAGUGAUGCUGUAUUGGACUUGGGGUUGGGCCAGGGAAAGCAGCAGCCACAUAGCUAGAUGCUCGUGUGCACGUGACUAUGAAGAAUUAAUUCCAAGAGCUUACAAGCUGUACAGCCAGGGUCUGUGGAAACUGUCUUUGUGUCUGGCAAGGGACUGGCUGGUUGACACAGCCAUCCCUUCUCACCUGUCUCUAGGACGUCCUCUCCUCAUAGCCAAGAGUAUUGCGGCUGAUCCUGUAUGUUCAGGAGAGAAUCUAUGAGUUCUGGGCUAACAUGCCUUGAUUCUCUGCACCUCUUUAUGAGUCCUUACAUUUAAUUACUAAUUGGUAAGCAGCCGCUUCCUACACAGUAGGAGACUGCCACAUUUUUUUUUUUUCUAUCACGAUUGGCUGGGCCUGCUGCUGUUCCUAGUAAGAUAUUCCGAAUUCCAUUUUAUCAAUAAAGCUUGGUUUAACAAACAAUAAGUUUAAUCAUGUAUGUGUAAUUCCUCUCUCACCCGGCUUUCAAACCCUAUGUGGAGUAAAUGGGACGUUCCUCCUGGGAAAGACAACGUUACGUCUCCUUAAAUUGAUGAUGGUGUUACCAGCCAGGACAUACAGGUGGAUUGGAAGAUGGACGCCUGCUGUCUCCUACUCUGUUUUAGAAGGGUUUCUUUCAGGCUGCUUACUUACCCUUAAGAUGUACAUCAGCUUGAAUUUACCUCCUGUUAAUUAAAUCAUUGUCAAAGUCUGACAAUCCUAACACUAUGAUAGAUGUGUGUGUGUUGAAUGUGUGUUUGCCUGUAACUUUUAAUUGACCCACGUCUUUAGACUCUUAAGAGGUUAAGAUAUAUUUGUGAUUUGAAAUAUAGCAUGUUGAUAAUAUUUAGAUGUUGGCCUUUAAAAAUAAAUUUCAAAGCUUAAGGAAUUGUAGAUAUAAAACCUAAUUUAAUUUAGGCUUGACCCCCUCUGAUUAAGCAUGUAAGAGUAAGUUUUACUGUCUGUCACGUUAUAGAGACUACUGUUCUGUACUUUCUGUAUCUUUGUCUCUUUAGGUGGUUCAAUGUAUUAUCACCAUGCGAUUGACUCGGUUAUAGUCAGAUACCCAAUAGGAAAAAUACGUCAAAUUCAAAGUCACAACUUUGUGUAUAAGUUAGCAUAAUAUAUUUUGUUUUAUUUUUUUCCCCCAAACUUGGAAAUAAACAUGUUUGUAAUAUAUAGCCUUGAAGACAUAGAGGAAAGCACUGUGAAGUGUCGCAGACCUCAGUAGCUACAGUACCAACUGGCUCUUCAGUAUCCCUCUUACUUGUGAGGUGAAUAGAUGUAACUUAAUUGUAUUUCAUUGUUACAUUAGUGCAGCAUGAAGAAAAUCUGAAGUACUCUUUAUAUUUAGAAAUUCAUAACAGCCAGAAUAUAGAACCAAUUCCAAACUUAACUUACAAUAAAGGUUUAAUGUCUAGCCUGUGGCAGAGUUGGGAGUAUGGUAAUGUCUAGCCUGUGGCAGAGUUGGGAGUAUGGUGAUGCUCUAAGCUGUGGCUUUGUGGAGAUGUAAAUGCAUUGUAUGAAAAGCAGUGUUUGUCGCACCGGCUGGCUACUAGGGGGACAGCUGAAGCUGAGAUCUUGACAGGCAGCAUGGGUCCUCCUGGAAAACCUCAGUGUUUGAAAUUGAAGCUUACAUGGUAGAAGGCAGUGUGUCCCACUGUAGCAGUUAGAUCCUUUAUCAAUAAAUAGUCUCUCAGCCAAAAAAAGUAGAAGCUAGAAUAUUCCUCUGGCAUUGUGGACACCAAAGGUUGGAGUACGAACCAUGUGACCUGAUGUGACUAGAUCUUUCCAUGUGAGUCAGCUCUAUAUACUCUGUACAGUUUGCAUCAUAGAGCUACAGGAAGGAGGUGUGCAUCGUAAAAGUGGGUAUGCCUACCGUCUGGGAAAAUGCCAUCCUUUUUCCUGAUAGUCAACACCUCAGGACACAUAUGCCUUAGAUAUUUUGGAAGUGUGGCUUUGAGGUUUUGCUUUUUGCUUUUUGUUUUGUUUUGUUUUUUGUUUUUUGUUUUGUUUAAAUGUGGAGGGGAAAAGUUCUUGUGUGACGGUAGCAUAAUAUACAGAGUAUGCUCUCAUGUCAGUGAGAAGUUCAGUUUUGCACGACAGGCUUUGCUAGCUUACCACUUAAAAGUCUUGUGUCUCUUACUGUUCUAACAGUGGUCAUAAAAAUAAAAUGGAAACUGGGCAGUGGUGGCACAUGCCUUUAAUCCCAGCAUCCGGAGGCAGAGGGGAUGGGGAGAAUCUCUGAGUUUGGGGCCAGUGUGGUCUCUAUAGUGAAUUCUAGGACAGACAGGGUUCCAGAGACACCCUGUCUCAUCUCUUCUUCACACUUCUCAGACUUCAUUAGUUACUGUGCAUUCAUUAGACUCUGGCAGCUGUCCUGGCUGCUUAACUUUUUAUGCCACACAGUAUUAGAAAUUGGGGUGGGAAAGCCAGGUGUGGGGGCUGUGCCUGUGGUCCUAGCACUUGAGAGGAUCAUGGGUUUAAGAUUAAACUGGGCUAUAAAGUGACACCCUGUUUUUUUGAAGAACAAUGUUAUGUGGUAGAAAUGGUUUAAUUACAGUGCUGCUUACAGUGACCAUAUGUUUGAGCACGUUAAAUCAGCCAAGCUGAGCUCUCCACAGUGUAAAGGGUUACCAAAACACUGUCUAGGUUAAGUCCCUCAGGACUGUAAAGAGAGAAAGCGAGUCCUUGUUCAGGGAGUUCACCUUUGAGCAGAACUUAGAAUCUACUGUAUGGUAUAUAUUAUAAGUAGGUCAUUUGUAUAAAUGAAGAGAAGCGCGUUGCCCGCCUCCACUUUACCCAGUACUUUCUUCAGCAAAGUAGGUCACCACCCAGAAGCAUUGGUUGGCAUUUUCUCUAUUUCCCAGAACUGUUUAGUUUCUUCUCCCCCAAAAUUGAAUAGCAUUCAAUAGAAAACUACUCUCAGCAUAAGAGUAAGUUGGACUGCCGAGGUGUCUUAGGUAUCUGUGAGAAAUGAUCUUGACUUUUCCUCCCGACAGUAGCAAGACACGGUAAUGGGUGUGCUCAGGUUCCCCGCUGUCUAGCACAGGGCCUCCUGUAGGUUCUGCCUUACUUAGUUUGUAAAUGGUGGUCUUCAUAGCACGGCAUCAGUGUUGAUAGGAAAUCACCUAUGUGUUAGCAUUUACAGUGGCUGUGCUGCCCUCCUUACUGAACAAAUUAACUGGAGAAUUUAACAAGUAGAUUCCAAAAAGUCUGAUGCCUUGCUUUAACUUUUAAUUUCAUGGUAUACUACUAAUUCACACUUCACUGACUUUACAAUAUAGAAUUUGAGAUUUGAAGAGUUGUAAAUAUUUUAGCGUAUGAAUGUUUCUCUGAGGUUUUUCUUUGGAGGGGCCUUCAAGGAUGUUAUAUGUUCCCACAUUCUGACGGUUUUACGUUUACUAGUCUUCUAACUAGUUUUUUCAGGCAUUUACUAGUCUUCUAACUAGUUUUUUCAGGCAUUUGAAAGUCUUUAAUCUUAGGAGCCUGGUUUUACUUUAUAUCCUACAAUAAUGUGCAGUGUGUUUUGGUUUGCAGUUCUUUUAAAUUAUAUAGUAUUUUCAGAAUAUGCUUGAAAUAUUUAAGAACCUAUUUUCUAAAUGUAGAAUACUUUAUUGUUGUGUUUCAGUAGCUCAGCUAAACGGUGUUGUUAUUAGAAUGCUCUGCAGUGUGAGCGGGCAUUGGCUUUGCUGGAUUCUCAAGUGAGCAUCUUCCAUUUAGGGUCAGCUCAACACAGUUUUCCUCCCUCUUGUCUGCUCUGUAUUCUGUUACCGACUUCUGCUUUCUUCCUAUCCAAUUAAGCAGCAGGGUGGAGUAUCAGAAAAACUCAGAUUUUCAGUUCUUCAUAGUAGGCUUUUGCUAACUUACCAUUUAAAAAAUUUGUGUUUCUUAACAAGUGGUCAUAAAAUAAGCCGGGCAGUAGUGGUGUACACACCCUUAAGCCUAGCACUUGGGAAGCAGAAGCAAUCUGAUCUCUGAGCUCAAGGGCAGCCGGGGCUACACAGAAAAACCCUGUCUCAAUCUUCACCUCACCAAAAGAGGAAAACUCAGUAUUCAAAUUACAGUUAUUUUAUGAAAUGAGGAAAUGUAGUUUAAAUUGAAAUAAUGAAUGACCAUCUCCUUAUGCUUCAUGAAAUAUAUUCCCCCACCUCCAUUUCUCUCUGUUCUUGGUAAUCUUCUCAAAUAGAAAGAGGCAAAAUUUCAUUCUGUGAAGGAGAAAGGUCAUCUGUAUUACACCAUCAAGGCCCAGUCACACUUUGUUAACUGAGCUUAAAGCAAGAAAACUUCAGAUGUGGAGUAGUGGGAACUGGGAGGGUCACUGAUGGCUUUACAAUUUGUAGAAUGAUCUUAUUUGGACAUGGCUGUCAGUGUUCCAGAGGUGAGCAUCACAGAAGUCAACCAGAGACGUCUGUUUGUUUCCUGCUUUGGCGAUAGUCAACACAAGACUGAGAAACAAAUUCAGUACUUAUUCUUCCAAACCCAGUUUUUACUGGCAGCUUUCUCAUUAAACUAAAUGAUUAGGAAGAUUGUUCAUUUUAUAUAGUCCUGACUGGAGUAAUACUGGUGUCUGUGUGGUCCUAUUUGUGUACAAGAUUGGGUAGCUGUAAAACAAAAAUUGGAUCUUGGUUCUAUACAUCGAAUAAAUAGCACAGGUUUGUUCUGAGUGGCUUCAAACUUUGGGGCCUCACACCUUGAGAUGUGAAUCUGAGGGAUUGCACCUAGGAAAAUGCAUAUGAUGUAUAAAACUGUUCAAGAAUAUCUAUCUGGCCUGAUAAAGACCUUCAUUAUAGCGUAGGGCUCCACAGAAAACCUUCCUCUCCAGCAAAGCUGCAGCUAUUAUUCCAAGAGCAUUAAAAAUCUAUAAGAAGGAAUGUUUGUUUUAAUUAUAAAAACUGUAGGGAGGCAGGUGGGCCCCUGCCUGAAUCUGUUAUUAAAGUUGGUUGGUUUGGUUUCCCCCCCGCCCCCCCGAGGUCCUGUGUUGUGAAUACUAUUUGUAAAGGUGGAAGCCUGUGAUCAGGCUAGUUUUGGAGGUUGACAAUAAGGCUUGCACUCCUGAAAAAUCAGCAACAGAAAGUAAAAUAGAAAUGGACUGGUUAUGGCAUGCUGCUGACCCUCCGUAGUAUCUGUACAGUGCAUUCUACAUUAGGUGUCAGGUGUCACUCAGGUCUAAGAUACUAACUUAAUUGAAGAUCUAAGGAAUUAAGUACUUAUAAAGAGUGUUUAAAACAAGGUCUUACAUUCAGCAUAGAAGAUAACCUACAGAAGAUACAAUAAUCACAUUGAAAAAUAAUUGUUAAAUUUGUUGCCCAAAAUUUCAUGUUCAGUUCUGGCUUGAUUUAUGUUUGUGGGAGUAGAAACAGAAUUCAUUGAUUUACCUGGCUAGCCCUAACUAACUGUGUAGCAUAUGUACAGGAAGAUACUGUGGGUGACAAUGCUCAGCACUGAUUAGUGGGUUUUUUCUUUCUUUGUUUGUUUGGUUUCUUUCUUUCUUUUUUUUUUUGGUUGUUGGGAAUCAUUUCUCAGUAUUUUGUGUUUUGAGUGGGGAGCAGUGUACAUGUUAAAAGCAUGUUGCAUUAGACAUAAAUUCAGUUUUUAAAAAUCUUACUGAUGAAGAACUGCAGAAAUAUUUCUUCUAAACAUAAUAUGUAACAGAAUUCCCACUUAGCAGUUUAGUGACCUGCAGUUUAAAGAAAUUCCAUAAAUGUAUAUUUGUAUUAUGUACCGUUUUGGUCCAAAGAAAAUAUGUGCACUCAGUUCUAAUUUUAAGAAUGUACUUUUUGUUUUCUAGUUCUUUGAAAAAUUGCAUUCAGCCUGUGAAUGGUUACAGAUUGUAUGUGAGAUGAAAAGUAGAGAUCUCUGGUUUGCAAAAUUUGGUGCCAUGAAAAUAAAACAGGCAACUGCA
This is a messenger RNA of Arvicanthis niloticus (Nile rat), 7884 nucleotides long. NCBI's taxonomy places the organism in Eukaryota, Metazoa, Chordata, Mammalia, Rodentia, Muridae. The record is from RefSeq and is a predicted model, not a curated record.